Molecule: messenger RNA, 186 nt
Organism: Suillus clintonianus
Lineage: Eukaryota; Fungi; Basidiomycota; Agaricomycetes; Boletales; Suillaceae
Exons: 1
Source: RefSeq, a predicted model, not a curated record
CCUGACAGGUCGACUCAAACAUCAUACAACUCAUGGUCAACACUCAUUCCCACUCUCGUCGAAGCCCAACUCCAAUACUCCGCGCGAACACAUGGCAAACCCUUAGAGAAAAUCCAGAAAGUCGUCUCAGCGUGUAGGACUCUCAGGUGCGCAUCAAAAUGGACAAGUCUUGUAUGUUUGUUUUUA